Carassius gibelio (silver crucian carp) is the source of this 9163-nucleotide messenger RNA. It is a transcript of the gene col14a1a, whose product is annotated as collagen, type XIV, alpha 1a. NCBI's taxonomy places the organism in Eukaryota, Metazoa, Chordata, Actinopteri, Cypriniformes, Cyprinidae. The record is from RefSeq and is a predicted model, not a curated record. Bases 567 to 5909 code for a protein of 1780 amino acids. Gene Ontology annotation, molecular function: protein binding. Gene Ontology annotation, cellular component: interstitial matrix. The transcript has 48 exons.
AAUAAUUAUUUUCAAAUUUCAAAAGUUACUGAAUAAUUGCGCACACUGACUGAUUCAAUUAAUUUCAGUUAGCAAAAUAUAAUUAGCCAGUGCCAUAACAGUCAAUUUAAUCAUCCAUCACCCUGGUGUAGGCGUUAUGAUUGUUCAUUACAGUUGCAUUCCCUUGAAAUGUAAUGAAAACGGCUUUUCUUCCCCGCGCUGAGCAGCCUACAUGUAGGCAGGAUCAAGUAUUUGAGAAGGGCUCUUGAUUGUCGUGAGAUCAUUCGUCGUCUGUCCAGUGGCUGCAAUUGGUCGCAUGAACGUUUUUUUCCCGCGGACUCGAGACUGAAGGAUGAAAUGAGGUGCAGAGCUGAAGAGCUGAGGGAAUGGGCGAAUAAAGACAGACGAAGCACGCACACCGAGAGCGCCGUGAGCCAUCUGAGAUCUGACUGACGCUGCGAGAAGAUACGAGUGAAGUCUGACCAUCACGAGACGCGGGAAUUCGGAUCACAUUUAGGUCAAGCGGAUUUCUCUCAAGCGAAUGGUGUGAAAGGUGCAGGGCAAGCAUCACUCACACGGCUAUAAGGAUGCGGGUGUCGGGAUCGAGGAUUAAGCUGUGGUGUCCGCUUAUCUCGCUGGCACUGAUUCAGUUUCUCGCCCCUGUUUCGGCUCAAGUUCCAGGUCCGAGAAGACUUCGAUUUAAAGUCCUGAGUGAAGGCAGGCUACUUGUCUCAUGGAAGGAACCAAAAGGAGAAUAUGAAGGCUACAGAUUUACAUAUAAUAGUGAACCAGGUGGGGAAACAACCGAGUUGCAAAUUGCAAGGGGAGAGAAUAAAGCAAUAAUAAAGGAUUUUAAUCCCAGGAAGGAGUAUUCAGUCAAGGUUAUAGCUGUGAGUGGAAACCUGCGCAGCCGAGCACUUCAGGGAAAAUAUACUGCAGAAGACCAGAGCAGUGAUAGAGACACCACUCAACCUCAAAGACAGAAAGAACCGGGACCUGUGGAUGAGGGCAAUGAGAUCUCAGGAGCGGAUCAGUUUGUCUGCACAACAUCUGCCAUUGCGGAUAUUGUCAUCCUGGUCGAUGGAUCUUGGAGUAUCGGGCGAAUCAAUUUCCAUUUGGUUCGUGUGUUUCUUGAAAACCUGGUCAAUGCCUUCGAUGUGGGAAUAGACAAAACCCGGAUUGGACUGGCCCAGUACAGUGGCGAUCCACGGAUUGAGUGGCACUUGAAUGGCUUCAGUACAAAAGAUGCAGUAAUAGAUGCUGUCAAAAACCUACCGUACAAGGGAGGCAACACUCUCACAGGUCUUGCUCUUACCUACAUCCUGGAGAACAGCUUCAAACCCGAGUCUGGGGCUCGUAGCGAUGUUCCCAAAAUUGGAAUUCUGAUAACCGACGGCAAAUCCCAGGAUGAUGUUAUCCCACCUGCUCAGACCCUGAGAAGUGCUGGAGUGGAGUUGUUUGCCAUUGGUGUGAAGAAUGCUGAUGAGAACGAGCUGAAGGCCAUCGCCUCUGAACCAGAGGAAACACACGUUUAUAAUGUGGCAGACUUCAGUAUCAUGAGCACUAUUGUAGCAGGUUUGACCAAAAAGGUGUGCGACGGAGUGGAACAACAAGACAAAGAUAUUAAACGAGAUUCUCCCACUGAAGAGACGCCAUCUCCACCCCAGGACUUGGUCACUUCUGAGGUGACCGCUCACAGUUUCCGUGUCUCUUGGACUCAUGCGUCUGGCAGUGUGGAAAAAUAUCGGGUUGUUUACCAACCAAUUGGAGCAGAUGUUCUGGACGAGAUUGUGGUGGGCGGCACGGAGAAUUCAGUCGUCCUGCAGAAUUUGAACUCUCUGACUGAAUACGAGAUUGCUGUGUUUGCUGUGUACCGCAGCGCAGCGAGUGACGCUCUGAGAGGCAACGAGAUCACACUUGCUCUUCCCACAGUGAGUGAUCUCGAGGUGUACGAUGUGACAGACAACAGCAUGAGAGCCCGCUGGAGGGAUGCAGAAGGGGCUUCGGGGUACAUGAUCCUUUACGCUCCACUGAGCAGAGAGACUACAGAUGAAAGAGAGCUAACGGUGGACGAGUCGGUGACUGAUGUGGGACUGACUGGAAUGAUUCCUGACACAGAGUACACCGUUACGGUCUAUGCCUUGUUCAGAGAGGAGACCAGUGAUCCCGUUACUAUUCAGGAGACCACCAUGUCCCUGAGACCUCCACGUAACCUGCGGGUCACUGAAGUUGACCACAGCUCUGUGCGGCUCAACUGGGACGCAGUGUCCAGGAAGGUUAAGGGCUACCGUGUCGUGUAUACGAAGACAGAUAGUGUUCAGACCAGUCAGGUGGAUAUGGUUCCAGUCACCAAUGUGUACCUGAAGAACCUGUCACCCUUAACAGAGUACACCGUGGAAGUUUUUGCUCUUUACGAUGCUGGCCAAUCAGAGGCACUGAGUGGUAGAUUCAAUACAAAGCUUGUGCCAGCCCCAUUCAGACUGAUGACAUCAGAGGUGACCUCAGAGAGUUUCCGGGUCAGCUGGUCACAUCCGGCCAGAGAUGUGGUGCUCUAUAAGAUGGCCUGGUCACCCACUGAAGGAGGACAAGAGAUGGAGAUCAUGCUGAAUGGUGCUGAGGACUCAUAUGUGAUUCAAGACCUGAGUCCUUUUACAGAGUAUAAGGUGUCACUCUCAGCCAUCUAUAAAGACGAAAUGGAGAGCAGCCCUGCGCUUGUGCUUGAGAAAACAUUGGACUGGACCACAGAAGCUCCCACCACUUUUCCCUCAACUACAGCAUUUGUUCGUUUGGGAGUGAGUAACCUGUGGGUGGAUGAGGAGACACCUUUCAGUUUGCAAGUGAACUGGGAGGUGCUGGACUCAGACGUGGAGCAGUACAAAGUGACAUAUGUCAAUGCAGACCACACAGAAGAGACAGUGUUAGUCUCGGGAAACAGAAGAAGCGUGAUCCUGCAACCUCUCCUCUCAGACACAAGGUACAAGAUCACAGUGACCCCUAUCUAUGCAGAUGGAGAGUCCACAGCUCUGUCUAAGGUCUCUACCGGCAAAACACUGCCACUCUCUGGACCCAGUAACCUCAGAGUCUCUGAUGAAUGGUAUAAUCACCUCCGCAUCAGCUGGGACGGCCCUCAGUUCCCCACUUUAGGUUACAGAGUCAUCUAUCAGCCCAUUUCUGUGUCAGGUCCGGCUCUAGAGACGUUUGUAGGGGAUGAUGUGAACACCCUGCUGUUCCUCAAUCUGUUGAGUGACACGGAGUACAGCGUUCAGGUCAUCGCCUCGUACACCACCGGCUCCAGCCAACCCCUCACCGGCAAGGGCAAAACACUGUUCCUGGGGGUGACGAAUCUCAGCACGUACAAGGUGCUCAGUAGCAGCCUGUGUGCCCAGUGGCAGCCUCACCGUCACGCCAGCGUCUACAGAGUCGUCAUCGAGUCUCUGCUCAACGGACAGAAACAGGAAGUGAGGGUCGAUGGCGGUGAAUCCAGAGAGUGCUUCUUCAAUCUUACCCCCAACACCCAGUACAAGAUCAGCGUCUACACUCUCUUAAUGGACACAGAGGGUUCUGUUGUCACCACCAUGGCAACAACCGCUCCAGCACCCACCCAGCCACCGACCGCACCACCCACCACCAUCCCUCCUCCCACCAUCCCCCCAGCCAAAGAAGUUUGCAAGGCAGCCAAGGCAGACCUUGCCUUCCUUGUAGAUGGCUCCUGGAGUAUCGGAGAUGACAACUUUCAGAAGAUUAUCCGAUUCCUGUACAGCACAACUGGUGCACUUGACGUGAUUGGCCCCGAGGGAACACAGGUGGCCAUUGUUCAGUUCAGUGAUGACGCCAGAACCGAGUUCAAGCUCAGCUCCUACAGCGAUAAGGAGGUUCUGCUGGACGCCGUGCAGCGCAUCACCUACAAGGGAGGAAACACCAAGACAGGUCGCGCCAUUAAGCAUGUGAAGGAGGCCAUCUUUGCCGAGGACGCGGGCGUAAGGAGAGGCAUUCCUAAAGUGCUGGUGGUGCUCACGGAUGGGCGAUCUCAAGAUGAUGUCAACAAGAUCUCGAAGGAGAUGCAGAUGGAGGGCUACAUUAUCUUUGCCAUUGGCUUCGCUGAUGCUGACUACGGGGAGCUGGUGAACAUUGCCAGCAAACCAAGCGAGAGACAUGUGUUCUUUGUGGACGAUCUGGAUGCCUUCAAGAAAAUUGAAGAACAGCUCAUAACUUUUGUUUGUGAGGCUGCGACUGCCACUUGCCCCUCGAUGUUAAUGAGCGGGAACACUUUAGCUGGCUUCCGUAUGAUGGAGAUGUUUGGUUUGGUGGAGAAGCACUACAGCAGCGUGCAAGGUGUCUCAAUGGAGCCUGGGACUUUCAACAGCUACCCCUGCUAUCGGUUGCACAAGGACGCGCUCGUCUCUCAGCCUACCAGGUAUCUACAUCCCGAAGGCCUUCCCUCUGACUACACUAUAUCAAUGCUGUUCCGCAUACUGCCUGAAACUCCUCAGGAACCUUUUGCAUUGUGGGAAAUCCUUGACAAAAACAAUGAGCCACUUGUGGGCAUUAUCCUGGAUAACGGAGGGAAAACAUUAACCUUUUUCAAUUACGACUACAAGGGAGAAUUCCAAACGGUGACUUUCGAAGGAAGUGAAAUUAAGAAGAUUUUCUAUGGCAGUUUCCAUAAGCUUCAUGUGGCCAUCAGCAAAACUGCUGCUAAAAUUGUGAUUGACUGCAAAACGGUGGGAGAGAAAUCCAUCAACGCCGCAGGGAACAUCACCAUUGAUGGAGUGGAGGUUCUGGGACGCAUGGUCCGCUCACGUGGAAGGAGAGAUAACUCAGCGCCGUUUCAGCUCCAGAUGUUUGACAUAGUCUGCAGCACAUCAUGGGCCAGUCGGGACAAGUGCUGUGAGCUCCCAGGCUUGAGAGUCGAAGAAGACUGUCCUGCCAUGCCCCAUGCCUGCACCUGUGCUCAGGACAGCAAAGGACCACCUGGACCCUCAGGACCACCGGGCGGUCCUGGUAUCAGAGGUUCAAGAGGAGAUCGGGGGGAGCCAGGCUUGACGGGGCCUCAAGGGCCACCUGGUGAGAUCGGACCUCCAGGACCGCAGGGGCCACCGGGUCCUCAGGGGCCGAAUGGAAUGUCCAUUCAGGGUCCACCGGGGGCUCCGGGUGAAAAAGGAGAGAAGGGUGAAAUAGGUGUGCCGGGUCCUCAGGGUGUACCAGGUGCCAGUGGAGGACCAGGCCGAGAUGGACCUCCAGGACAGAGAGGCCUACUGGGUAAGGAUGGACCCCAGGGAAGACCGGGCCCUCCAGGACCAAUGGGAAGCCCCGGAGCUCCUGGGGCUCCAGGACCGAGUGGAUCUCCAGGGCAAAUGGGUGAUCAGGGGACAGCUGGGCCUCCCGGCGCCAAAGGCGAACGAGGAGAGCGAGGUACUAUGCAGUCUCAGGCCGCUGUCCGUGCCAUAGCGCGACAAGUUUGUGAACAGCUAAUUCAGAGUCACUUGUCUCGCUACAGCUCUGUUCUGAACCAGAUUCCCAGUCAGUCUGUUUCGGUACGAACAGUACCAGGUCCCCCGGGUGAGCCUGGUCGACUGGGACCUCCGGGCCCACAGGGAGAACAGGGACCUCCUGGCAGACCAGGAUUCCCUGGAGCCAGUGGGCAAAAUGGCCGUCCAGGAGAGAGAGGUCUCCCAGGAGAAAGGGGAGAGAAGGGCAGUCCAGGGAUUGGGACACAAGGCCCUCGUGGUCCUCCAGGGCCCCCAGGGCCUCCUGGAGAAGGUCGGACAGGAAGUCAGGGCCCUCCAGGGAGACCUGGAAUUCAAGGCUCCUCAGGACGUCCAGGUAUCCCUGGUAGCCCUGGUCCUGCUGGACCCCCCGGCUACUGCGACCAGAACUCCUGCGUCGGAUACAACGUUGGAGGUCCAGCGCAGUAUGAGAAUGACUACUGAGAGCCAGUAGAGAGCCACCUGCUCUUCUCAUCUCUCCCCUCCAUUUCUUCAUCCCACCUCCUUCCAUGGACCAAAACCAAAGACUGUGUCUGGGGAGGGUCUUUUCCACACAUUCCCAAACUCCAUAAUCCAUGUACUUGGUUCCUCAACUCUCAAAAUGUCACCACUAUUGAAGCCCCAUGCCUUUUUAACCCUUCUGCGCAUACCUCAGUUUUAGACAAACUAAAGUGUUUUCAACCUUUUCUGGCAUUAAUGUUGAGAAAUUUUAAACCCACACUCUUAAAGGGGUCAUCGAAUGCUACAUGCACUUUUACAGUGUGUGUACACAACCACCAUAUAAUGAAGAAAAAAUCCACCCAAUGUUUUUUUUUAAUCUUCUAAAAUAUUUGCCCCUCUCUCAAAUUGAGGCGAUCUCAGAUGACAUCACACAGACAGGCCCCUCCCAUGAUAGUUUGAUUCACAGUAGCGUUUCAGCACAGACUGGACUGGACCAAAGUAAGCAGUCUCUCUGAGGCUAAGGUGUGAGGGACGGGGUCAGCAGAGCUCAUUAACAUUUAAAGGAAAAUGCUACAAAUUGGCUUGUUUAUAAAGGGUAAAAAAUAGGGUAAAAAAGUGUUGUUUUACAGUGCUAUUGAGAAAUUUUAACCAAACUAGGUUACAGACUUUUCAUUACGACACUUAAGAAUCAUAUCAACUUGUGGAAAAUGGGCAUCUGAUGACCCCUUUAAAAAUAUAGGAUCCAAAGGCAGGAUUUCACAGCCACAGAAAAUCCAUUUUACGUUUCUUUUGGUGAACCAUUCUUAAAAGAACCUUUUUUUUAUUGUGUAAAAAGCAUUUUCUUAAUUAAAAAAAACUUGUUUCCACUAUAAAGAACCUUUUUUUUUUUUUUUUUUUGAAAUGGUUCCAUGGAUGUUAAAGGUUCUUCAUGGAACCAUUGUAACCAUCGAAUAACUUUUAUUUGUAAAUCAAUCUAUAAUACCCGGAGAAAGCCAUCUGUUACCAUUCCUGUUCGUCUUAAUGUCAGCUGCUUGGCUGGUGGCUACAAUGCACCUUAAGAGAUCUCCAAAAUGAAUCUGUCACCAUAGUAAAUGUUUGAAUGAAAUAUUAACAUUCACUUUCUUUUAGCUAGAUGGUGUAGUUUUAAUGCUAAACCUCUUUCCCUUUGUCUAAACUAAGCUAAUCUCCUAAACUAAGGUAGAAGUCUCUUCUACCUUUCUGACUUAAUUUUCUGCCUUUAUCUCUUUGCUUUUUCCUUUUCUCGCUAACUCAACGCCUGCUCACUUGGUGGUGGUGACAGAAAAAGAUGGCAACCGAUCUAAUUCCCCCAUGUUCCCAUAGUACAACAGUUACCCUCCGACCCCUACCAAAACUAUGGCCCCGCCACCAACUACAACAACGAUGAGGAGGAAGAGGACCCUUACGGUGGCUACCAUGCCUACCCUCCUCAGUACUAUCAACCCAGCUAUCCUGACCCCCGUGCCGCCAGGUUCGGCCCCGCCCACCCUGGUGACACGGUGGGGAUGAGGUCACCUGGCACUGGUCGCUUCUCCCGCAGCACGGCCGAAGAAGGCAGCGUCAAUGAGUCAGAAGUGCAAGUGAAGGCCGAAUAGCUCGGGUGGCCAGCCCCAGCAAACAGACCAUUCACAUGCAAACACUUUUCAUCAGAAUAUCCUGCAGGAUAGGACUGAGGGAAAUCCGAAAAGUGCCUGCUAUAUGCAUCCUUAUUGGGGUGGAUUUGUGGAGAAGAUUAGAAAAUGUUAAGUGACUUUUCUGUCUUUUGUGAGGCUGCAUGUAGUCAAUGAGAUGAAAAGCAAGAUCAAAGAAGGAACACUGCAAAAAAAAAAAAAAGAAAAAAAGAAAAAAAAAAAAAUUCCCAAGCAGUAUUUUUUGUCUGGUUGUCCAGUAGAAAUAUCACAACUUAAAAUAAAUAAAUAAAUAAAAUUACACACACACACGCGCAUACACACACGUGUAUAUGAAUUGUUAGGAUAUGGCAAUAUUUGACAGAGAUACAACUAUUUUAAUAUCUGGAAUCUGAGGGUGCAAAAUCGUCUUUAAAGCUGUCUAAAUGAAGUUCUUAGCAAUGCAUAUUUCUAAUCAAAAAUUUGUUUGAUAUAUUUAUGGUAGGAAAUUUCUCUGAAAUACCUUCAUGGAACAUGAUCUUUACAUAAUAUCCUAAGGAUUUUUGGCAUAAAAUAAAAAAAAAAUCGAUCACUUUGACCCAUACAAUGUAUUGUUGGCUAUGGCUACAAAUAUACUUGUGCUACUUAUGACUGGUUUUGUGCUCACAGGGUCACAUUUACAUCAAAUUUUCCCAAGAUAUAUAAUAAUGAUAAUAAUAAUAAUAAAUAUUGCAUUCAUUUAGUCGAUCACAUUUUAUUAGCCUCACUUAAUUUGAUCUAGAUUUAUGCUGAAAAAUCUGCUAAUUAUAAGAAAAAUAAACGUAAUACGAAUAAAUCCCAAUAUUUUGUUCCACAAAUAAUAUAAGAAAGAUAUUAUUACUGGAAAACCCCAAAAAAAUGCUGAUUAACAAAAUGAUUUUCACAGCGCAGUUGAAUUGUGUGUUCCAUAUCUUUUGUAAAUGAUAAUGGGGCUGUGUGUACAGUUUAUGUAUUUUUUUAAGUGCAAAUUGGUGAUCUACUAUGUUACAAAUUUCACAGAUGUUUACAGCGUUUUGCAGUUAUCUGGAACUGGCUAUUAAGUUAUUUUGUUUAGAGAAAAAAAUAAAAUACCUCCGUUGAUGCUUUUGAUGUUCUUAUCACUAGCAGUUAUUUAUGAGAAGCUGAAUUCUUAAACACUCACACUUAAAAAUGCAUUAAUGAACCGAACAUAAUGGCAACAUUUUUCACUGGUACAGUACUUCACAGUAACACCCUCUGUAACCCCACACAUUUGUCGGGAUCGUAACCGUAUUAUCACACAUUUAUGUGAACGUCCUCUACAUAUGGUCUGUGAGAUGUAAGAUGAAGUGUCAUGCAGGGGAUGCAGUGAAAGCUCUCAAAGUGUUUUUGUAUAAAAGAAGAGCUCAGCAUGGCAUCCUUCCGUGUCUCUGUGCUCCUGUUUCCAAUGGGUCUGCUCACUGUGAAAGAGACCUGGAGAGUUAGAGUUAGGCCUGUGGUCUACCGUCCUUUCAGAACGAAAGCGGGUGCCAGUGGAAAGACUCAUCACAAGACCUUUGAAUCUACAAAGUAAUUUAUUUUUACUUUAUAAUUUGUUUUUGUAACCAAUAAAACUGUACUGCAACAAUGACUCGA